Messenger RNA from Aspergillus terreus NIH2624, 2373 nucleotides. Its product is annotated as TFIIH/NER complex ATP-dependent 5'-3' DNA helicase subunit RAD3. Bases 1 to 2373 code for a protein of 790 amino acids. Gene Ontology annotation, molecular function: ATP binding; damaged DNA binding; hydrolase activity, acting on acid anhydrides, in phosphorus-containing anhydrides. The transcript is spliced from 3 exons. NCBI's taxonomy places the organism in Eukaryota, Fungi, Ascomycota, Eurotiomycetes, Eurotiales, Aspergillaceae. The record is from RefSeq and is a predicted model, not a curated record. Gene Ontology annotation, biological process: nucleotide-excision repair; transcription by RNA polymerase II; positive regulation of mitotic recombination. Gene Ontology annotation, cellular component: nucleus.
AUGAAGUUUUUCAUUGAUGACCUGCCCGUUCUCUUUCCCUAUCCUCGUAUAUACCCCGAGCAAUAUGCCUACAUGUGUGAUCUCAAGAAGACCCUCGAUGCCGGGGGUCACUGUGUUCUUGAGAUGCCUUCGGGUACCGGAAAGACAGUGUCCCUAUUGUCGCUGAUUGUCGCGUACCAGCUUCACUACCCGGAACAUAGAAAGCUCAUCUAUUGUUCGCGAACUAUGUCCGAGAUCGAAAAGGCGCUGGCUGAGUUGAAAGCGCUGAUGAAAUUCCGCGCCAAGGAACUUGGAUAUACUGAGGACUUUCGUGCUCUGGGUCUGACCAGUCGGAAAAACUUGUGUCUACAUCCUUCGGUCAAGAGAGAAAAGAGUGGCACCGUGGUCGACGCAAGAUGUCGGAGUUUAACCGCAGGAUUUGUCAAAGAAAAGAAAGAGAGGGGUGAGGAUGUUGAGCUCUGCACAUAUCAUGAGAAUCUCGACCUCCUCGAACCGCAUAACCUUGUUCCUCCGGGCGUCUUCACUCUCGAUGGCCUUAUCAAAUAUGGCGAGCAGCAUAAACAAUGCCCCUAUUUCUCCGCACGGCGUAUGAUGCCGUUUUGCAACGUUAUCAUCUACUCCUAUCAUUAUCUUUUGGAUCCAAAAAUCGCAGAACGAGUCUCCAGGGAAUUUUCGAAGGAUUGCAUAGUGGUCUUUGACGAGGCGCAUAACAUCGACAAUGUGUGCAUAGAAUCGCUGAGUAUCGACAUCACGGAGGAUUCGCUGCGAAAGGCCACAAGAGGUGCAAAUAACUUGGAACGGAAAAUUACCGAGAUGAAAAGUUCCGAUGCGGAGAAGCUCCAGAACGAAUAUACCAAACUGGUGGAAGGGUUACGUGAAGCCGAACAAGCAAGGGAGGAAGACCAGUUUAUCUCAAAUCCAGUGCUUCCGGAUGACUUGCUCAAGGAAGCUGUUCCGGGUAAUAUACGUCGCGCGGAGCAUUUUGUCGCCUUCCUUAAACGAUUCAUCGAAUAUCUCAAAACCCGGAUGAAAGUCACCCACACCAUAUCCGAAACACCCCCGUCCUUUCUCACUCAUGUCAAAGACUUGACUUAUAUUGAACGAAAACCGUUACGAUUUUGUGCUGAGCGCCUCACCUCCCUGGUGCGAACUUUGGAACUCAUCAACAUAGAGGAUUACCAGCCGCUGCAAGAAGUGGCGACGUUUGCGACCCUCGUUGCAACAUACGACAAAGGUUUCCUCCUCAUCUUGGAGCCUUUCGAAUCGGAGGCAGCAACCGUGCCGAACCCCAUAUUGCAUUUCACCUGCUUGGAUGCAGCUAUUGCCAUCAAGCCUGUGUUCGACCGCUUCAGCUCAGUUAUCAUCACGUCCGGAACAUUAUCGCCUCUCGAGAUGUACCCCAAAAUGCUUGGGUUCACGACUGUCAUGCAGGAGUCGUAUAGUAUGACACUGGCGCGGCGAUCUUUCCUCCCCAUGAUUGUCACCCGUGGAUCAGAUCAAGCGCAGAUCUCAUCCUCGUUUCAAAUCCGAAACGACCCUGGUGUGGUGAGGAACUACGGAAACAUCGUUCUGGAAUUCUCGCGCAUUACGCCGGAUGGAGUUGUCGUUUUCUUCCCUUCCUAUCUCUACAUGGAGUCGAUUAUUAGCAUGUGGCAAGGCAUGGGAAUCUUGGACUCGAUAUGGAACUAUAAGUUGAUUCUAGUCGAGACACCCGAUGCGCAAGAGUCUUCUCUGGCGUUGGAGACCUACCGAACGGCGUGUUGCAACGGACGGGGCGCCAUUCUGUUCUGUGUCGCUCGAGGAAAGGUCUCCGAGGGUAUCGAUUUCGAUCAUCACUACGGUCGCGCCGUGUUAUGUAUCGGUGUCCCAUUCCAGUAUACGGAAUCCCGUAUAUUGAAGGCACGGUUGGAGUUUCUCCGAGAGAAUUAUCGCAUCCGCGAAAACGACUUUCUCUCUUUCGAUGCUAUGAGACACGCCGCUCAGUGUCUAGGUCGUGUCCUGCGUGGAAAGGAUGACUACGGAGUCAUGGUUCUCGCUGACCGCCGGUUCCAGAAGAAACGCUCCCAGCUCCCGAAAUGGAUCUCGCAGGCCAUGCUGGAGAGUGAGACGAAUCUCAGUACAGAUAUGGCGGUGGCGACAGCAAAGAACUUCUUGCGUACUAUGGCUCAACCGUUCAAAGCUAAAGACCAGGAGGGUAUCUCAACUUGGAGCUUGGCUGAUCUGGAGCGCCACCGUGAGAAACAGAAGGUAGAGGAAGAAAGAGCCCGGCGAGAAGCUCUCGCUAAUGGCCAUGGAACCAAUGGACAUGCGGCGGUUGCAGAUGAAUUUGACGACGACAUUGAUGAAGAUCUCAUGAUGCUCGAUGCACAGUGA